AUGAACGAUGUCAUUGAGUUAACGAUCAUUUCAGGAUGGCGAAACUGCUUCCAAAAUUUUAGUACAGGUUUCGAACAUUCACGUAAAAAAGUGGCGUCAAAACUCAAAAAUGAAGACUUAUCACAGACCUUGCUGAUAAGCAAUCAAAACCGCGAUAAACUUUUGAAGUAUUUAAACUUCUUGGAGAAUAAAGCCAAUGUAGUUAAUGAAAAAAUUAGCGUAAUAGUAAAAGAACUGGAUUUGAACAAACAGAAAGUCAACAUAAUGAACAGUUGUUUGAGUGAUGUUGAAUUCACCGAAAGCGGAGUUACGGCAGAAGACCAUUACGAAGUUCAAGCCAAGGAAAAUUAUUUCAAAGUGGCAUUGAAUACUGCCAAGCUUGAGAAGGAGUAUUUGGAAAGAGAUUUCAUGAACUACCAGUUUUUGAAGAACGAAACAGAACAUGAUAUAAAACUGCAACAAGUGACAAUGACGAUAAUGGCUAACCGAAUACCAGAUGUGAUAAAAAACGACCAACACGAAUAG
This is a messenger RNA of Helobdella robusta, 525 nucleotides long. RefSeq lists its product as hypothetical. NCBI's taxonomy places the organism in Eukaryota, Metazoa, Annelida, Clitellata, Rhynchobdellida, Glossiphoniidae. The record is from RefSeq and is a predicted model, not a curated record. The transcript is spliced from 3 exons. Bases 1 to 525 code for a protein of 174 amino acids.